AUGGAGCUUUUAGGUUCUAUGUUAACGGCUACUUAUGACCGCCCUCAACCAGCAUCAACCUGUUUUCUCCCAGCCAUUAGUACCCUAACAUCCAGCUAUCGGGACCGCUUUCCCCACUAUAAUUUGACACACAACUUGAGCCUUCCAUGGAGACCAAGCACAUACUACAAAACGGCCUCCAACUACCCAACUUUGGGCCCAUACAGCUCGAGAGCUCAGAGAGUGUGUGAGAGCACUAUGCUCCCCUUCGUGUCCAACAGAACCACCCUCUUCACAAGGUAUACUGCUGAUGAUUGGUAUCGGUCUAGUUUAGUCAGCCUCCAAGAAUCUAACAGCUCACGGCAUAAUUCCGAGAGACUUCGAGUGGACACAUCUCGCCUCAUUCAAGACAAAUACCAGCAAAUCCGGAAAACCCAGGCUGACUCUACCCAAAAUUUGGGAGAACGAGUCAAUGACAUAGCAUUCUGGAAAUCUGAAAUUAUACAUGAGUUGGAUGAAAUGAUUGGAGAGACAAAUGCACUUACUGAUACUAAGAAAAGGCUGGAGAGGGCUUUGAUAGAGGCUGAAGCCCCUCUGCAGAUUACCCGAGAAUGUCUCUUUCACCGGGAGAAGAGAGUGGGAAUCGACCUAGUUCAUGAUGAAGCUGAAAAAGAACUAAUGACGGAAAUUGACGUCAUUCUGUGUGGUCAAGAAAGAAUGAGGCGGUAUCUGGACAAGGCAAUUGCCCAACUCGCCUCAGACAGAGCUGCACAGCAUGAGCUAGAGAGGGACUUGAGUGACAAACAGACAGCCUUUCGGAUUGAUGAUAAAUGCAAGGACCUGCGGAACACUUCGGAGGGUGUCAGCUACUUCCGGGGAGUGGAGAAAGUUGAUGCAACGGUGUCAGUGCCCGAGUCAUGGGCCAAGUUUACAGAUGACAAUAUUCUCCGCUCCCAGAGUGAGAGGGCAGCCUCCAGGAAGCUGAGAGAUGACACUGAGAACCUUCUGGUGGUGACAGCCAAUGAGAUGUGGAAUCAGUUCAACAAAGUGAACUUGGCUUUCACCAAUCGCAUUGCAGAGACUGCAGACGCAAAGAAUAAGAUCCACAUUCACUUAUCAAAGACCCUGCAGGAGAUCUUCCAGACUGAAAUGUCCAUAGAAUCCAUCAGAAAGGCCAUCAAGGAAAAGUCUGCCUUCCUAAAGGUGGCUCAGACCCGGCUGGAUGAGCGGACAAGAAGACCGAACAUAGAGCUGUGCAGGGACAUGGCUCAGUUAGGCCUUGUUAACGAGAUCUAUGAGGUGGACGAAACCAUCCAGACUCUACAGAAGCGCUUGAGGGAUUCGGAGGACACCCUGCAGGCCUUGGUCCAUUGCAAAGCUACCCUGGAGCAUGAAUUGGCUGUGAAAGCCAACACCCUGUACAUAGACCAGGAAAAAUGCAUGAGCAUGCGCAAAAGCUACCCCAACACCCUCCGGCUGGUUGGCUUCUGUUAGGGCCCCCGGAAGUGUGGUUUUCUAACUUCUAAAAAAUGGUAGGAGCAAAGAUACC
Messenger RNA from Cricetulus griseus (Chinese hamster), 1528 nucleotides. NCBI's taxonomy places the organism in Eukaryota, Metazoa, Chordata, Mammalia, Rodentia, Cricetidae. The record is from RefSeq and is a predicted model, not a curated record.